Molecule: messenger RNA, 357 nt
Organism: Sparassis crispa
Lineage: Eukaryota; Fungi; Basidiomycota; Agaricomycetes; Polyporales; Sparassidaceae
Exons: 1
Coding region: 1-357 (118 amino acids)
Source: RefSeq, a predicted model, not a curated record
AUGACUGACCAUGGUCGUACUAUAUCACUCGCAGGGUAUGGCGGUACCAGAUCCCCGACACUUCGUCCUCGGCACAGACGAGUGCCUGCAGCGCUGCGGCCUCACUCGCGGCACCCAGCCGAUGGCCAGCAGGAGCCGCGCGUCCCGGGGAACGCGUUCCCCUCCGGUGUGAGCGCGGCCGCCUCCUCGGCGUCGUACAGCGGCAGCAUCAUGCAGACCUCCGCGGACCUCGUCGCGGCGAUUGAGAACCCCGUUGCACCGUCAGGCGAGCGCGGCGGCACGACGCAGCCCGUGACGAUCGCCCUCGUCGUCGUCGUCAGCAUCAUGGGCGUCGACAAGAUUUUUGCUAUCUCCUGA